ACCUAGUAUAACAAGCAGACAAAGAAACAGAUAAUGAAUGAAUUACGAUAAUUCGUUUUGUGAUAUUUCGCACACACGUGAGACACAAGCGUUACAAAAAGACCAAUAGGAUAUUGGGACUGUCAGUUCCGGCCUCAGAAAUGGUUAGGAGCCAUUGCGUAAGGACAGAAUCACAGAGAACAGCCAUCAGGACACUGACCGCAACCGAGGAGAGGAAGCCCACUGAAACAGUCACUUUUAACAACAUGGAAACGGUAUCAUAUGACCGGUUUAGCACAAUUGAGGCAGAAAUUAAUCAGGCUGGCCAAAAAUGUAUAUAUCAAUCAGGUAGACAGAAAAGAAAGAUGUACAUUCUAUAUGGAGUUCUCAUCCUCUAUGUGUUUAUACUCACUCUGGCUCUAGGAAUUAAAAUCUCUCAGGUCAGCCGAGAUGUCGCCGAUCUGAGAGUUUUGCUGAAGUCCUCCGAAACAUUUGAAAAUGCUCAUUUCUCUGAACGUGUGAUGGCGGUGCAAGGUCCCUGUCAGGAAGGCUGGGUGUUUUAUGAAGACUCAUGCUAUUUUCAGUCUUCAGUGAAGAAGAACUGGCAAACUGCUGAGAAAAACUGCGUAGAGAAAGGAUCGCAUUUAGUGGUUGCCAAUAACCUGGCUGAGAUUGACUUCCUGUCUUCAUUCGUGAAGUUGUCUGAUAGCUACUGGAUCGGGCUUGUUGAGAAAGAAGAGGGACAGUGGACCUGGGUAGAUGGAACGGACUUUAGUGCUACUGAACACCACUGGGACAUGGGUCAACCAGAUGACUGGGAUGUCAGAGUGAACGGUGAAGAUUGUGGGCAGCUUCAUGCCCGGAUAACUGUGGAAGGACGGAGGCUGUGGAAUGAUGCAGACUGUACCCUUCCUUACCCUUACAUCUGUGAGGGCAAACCCAAGAGCCACUGACAAACAUCAACUAACUUCCAACAUUGCAAAAAUCAUUUCUUUGGUCCCUUUUUUUCCAGUAAAAAUAUCUGAACAUCCUUAAAACAAGAUAUAUUUAUUUGAGAACCAAACUUUAGAUGUGUGUAUUGAACGAAUGUAUGAAUUGGAAGCUGAAUUGAUGUUGUUGGUGGUUUUUUUUCUUUUUCUAAAUUUAAACAGCAGAACAUUUUAUGCUUAAACAAUUCACUAGUGGGGAAAAACAAAUAUCACUUCAUCACUUCAAGGUAAUGUGUCUUUCAUCUAAAAAACUAAUGUGAAUGACUGGUUUUCCUGCAGGAUUACAACAAUUUAAGUAUGUUUAAAUUAAAUACUUUAAGUAUGUUUGUUUAAUUUAUUAGAAGUUAUAUUAUGAUUCUGUUUCAGUAAUUGCAUACAUUUUUUUUAAACCAUGCACAUCUUGUUUUAAGCGCAAACCACCGAUUGGAAGAAAAUACAUUUUAAAAAUGAAAUAAGAUAUACAUUUUUUAAUGGUUUGUUAUGUUCCUGCCUUAUGUUAAACUGCUUUCAAUUACACCAUAAUGCAAAAGCACAAACACAACUGUCUACUUUGUAAAUUCUUUAAAAAAAAUGAAAUAAAAUGAAAAAAGUACAUUGCAUAACUAUUCAUACCCUUAAAUUAGCACUUAGCUGAAGCAGCUUUAAAGUCUCAAGUCUUUUUGGUUAUGAAGUGACAAGCUUUGCUCUUCUCUCCUCUUCACCUCACAAGCUCUGUCAGGUUGGAUUGGGGCAGAUGCACAUUUUCAAGUUUCUCUAGAAAUAUUUGAUUGGGUUCAGUCCCAGGAUCUGGCCGAGCCACUCCAGGACAUUGACAGAGUACUUUAUAAGCCACUCUUGCUGUGUGCUUAAGGUCAUUGUCUUGUUGGAAGGUUAACCUUCUGCCCAGUCUGAGGUUCUAAAUGCUCUGGACUGGUUUUUCAUUAAAGUUUUUGAAAGGGUUUUCAUUAUCUCAGUAUUUUGGUUCAUUGAGCUUUUCUUCGACUCUAACAAGUCCCUCAGUCCUUUCCACUAACAGCUCCACAGCAUAAGGCUGCUAACAGCCCAAUUUACUUUUCACGUUUCCUUCAUAUAUGAUGCUUGGAAUUGAGGUUCAUCGGACCAGAGAAUCUUGUUUCUCCCAGUCUGAGGGUCCUUUAAGUGCUCUUUUUGCACAUUCCAUGUCUUCGCUGAGCAGAGGAUUGACUUUUGCCACAAACUCACUGCCAUAAAGCUCAAAUCAGUGAUGUUUGUUCUUCUGUAGAUUUCUCCAAAUAUGAUCAUGAAGCUCAACAAAAGUGACCAUCAGGUUCUUGGUCACCAGUCUAGACAAAGCCCUUCUCUCUCAAUUGCUCAGUUUGGCCAGGAGGCUAGAUCUAGGAAGAGUCCUGGUUGUUUUAAAUAUGUGUGGCUUAAUGCAAUCCUGUUUCUGAGCUCUACAGGCAGUUUUUUUACUACCUCAAAACAUAACUAUUCGAUUAAAUGUGCCACUCAAAGUGUAGUUGAUAUGGGUAUGAAUACUUUUGCAAUAGAAUAGGUUUUUUUUUUCAAUGUAUUUGCAAAGAUGUUAAAACAGUUUUUUUUUCUUUCACAUUAUGGUGUAUGAAUUCUAUCACAAGAAACUGUAUUCUCCGAAGUCUUAGUAUCUAACACUACAUAUAUAACUAUGUUUACUGGAAAAAAAAGACUAAUAAUUUUUAAAAAGUAAUACUUUAAUUGCAUGAAUAAAUUAACAUAUAAGAUCAAA
Molecule: messenger RNA, 2691 nt
Organism: Puntigrus tetrazona (Sumatra barb)
Lineage: Eukaryota; Metazoa; Chordata; Actinopteri; Cypriniformes; Cyprinidae
Gene: asgrl1
Product: asialoglycoprotein receptor-like 1
Exons: 8
Coding region: 141-932 (263 amino acids)
Source: RefSeq, a predicted model, not a curated record